CACACUAUGCAAGCCUGUCGCGACACGCCAUGGCGCUAUAUGUGAGUGGGGCGCGCUCUCGCGAGCCCAGUUGAUUGGUGAUUGAUUGUGAUUGAGUGUGAUCGAUUGACGGGAUUUGAUUGGCUGACGAACGCCAUUCCCUCGGGGCUGGAUCACCGAACAGGGACGUUCGACACCGAAACACGGCCCCACCUUGUGGGCGAACGAGAGAAAACAAAUCGUGCUGUGUUUAUUUGUUAUGCGACCGAAGAGAUUCGUCCAUGGGAAAACCAACCUCACGUUUGGCUGUCGUUACAACGGAAUAUUCAAGUUUAAUCACAAUGUUUUAAUAUUUCCCGUUGUAAGGCGUACGUAUGAUACACCGGGACUAUAAAUUUCCUGUGUAUGUAACAGAAUAUACCUAUACGGGCAGUGCGGCAACAUCAAAGUGGAGUGAAUAUUCCGUGUCAGUAGGUACAAAGAGGGGCCUCCGACGGGGUAUCUAAAACCAAACCACGGAAGCGAGAAUGGAAAAUACACCGAUAAACCUUGAGGCCCUAGAGAGAACUGCAGCAUGGGUCCAGCAAGUUUCUCAGAUGAAGGGAGAAACUAUGGAGGAGGAUCCCCUACCUCCGGACAGCGGAUUGGACGAAACAGAAAAUGGAGGCGGAGAACCGCUCAGCCAGUUCCACAAUAUCUACCAGCAACUUCAGGACCAGUUCAACACUUCAUCAGGGAGUGAAGUUGAUAUACCAAGUACAGUUAAAGAAUUCAAAGAUGUUUUGGAGAAAUUUGGUAUCUCACAGCGGUUCGCAGCUAAGAAUAUCAUGGAGAAAACCAGUCAGGGGAAUCUAAGCUUCCUGUUGGACAAAGGUCGUAACAAACAAUGGCACGAGCUGAGUCCGCGUGGCCGGGUUCCCUAUGUACGCAUGCGACGAUGGCUGGACAGUACAGAUGAACAAAAACACACAAUGUCUCUUCUACAGAAAACCAAGGAAUACAAGAAGACGGGUCCCAAGGAUGGGUUUGGUCGCCGGGAAAAGUUCACUGUAUUCCAGUUGAUGGUUCUGUGUCGGUUCUUUGAGGAAGACCCAAAUCCAAACUUGUCAACCAGAGCACUACUUGCUGAGAAACUUGGUGCCCCUGUUGAUAGAAUCACCAUCUGGUUUCAGAAUCAACGUGCAAGAGGGUUCCCAGCAAAGAAAAUGCUUAGCCAAUCAAAUUUCUCCAGAAAGGCUCCUGGUGCUAUGGACACAGUUACCUCAUCUACAAGCAGAACUGAUGCUAGUUUACAAGCUGCAAACUUUCCACCUAGUCACAUGUCGCCGUUUAGCCUCUCGACUCAUCUAUUACAAAAUAUGUCGCAUCUACCUCCGAGUUUACAAGGUCAAAAUUCUUCUAGUCUUUCCUCUUCAGACCUCUCUGACUCUUUCCGCGGUCAGUCAUUACCCAUGGCAGCCCAUGCCAACAGUAAGCUGUAUGUAAACCGACUUUUACCAGCUCAUCUACAAGGUCAAGGUCAUUUAAACAGUCAAGGUCAUUUAAACGGUCAAUGUUAUUCUUCACGAGAGCAGAAUCAUUUGCCUGACAGUACAAUGAUGGAAGCAUCUUCACAGUCCGAUAUAAAACAAAAGUCUAUCAAGGUAGAAUUUCGGCAGAAGUGUGAAAUAAGUGAUGAAGCUAAGGAUAGAAUCAAGGAAGAACAGCCUCUGAACUUCUGUACAAACAAUAAUACCAACACAUAACAUGUGUUUGACUUGAUAGAUUACGGUGAAGGCUACAAGUUGAACCUAGUCAAAUAUCCAUCUUUCUCCUGAUGAUGAUGUGAUGAAACAAUUACGGUUUGGGCAUUUUUGUUUGAGGAAAAUUCUGUAUUACCAAGAACCAUCAAAGUCUGAAAUUGUCCGUCUUCUGUAAAAAGAAAAUUAUUCUGAGAUCCUCUUUGUCCAAUACAUGUAAUAAGAAUUCAAUGUCUAGAUGUUCUGAAACUACUUUUUUUCUGAUAAAUUGUCACUAUUUUGUAUUUUACAUAAUUUCCUGUUGAUUGUCCUAUAAUGAUAUCAUUUAAUUGAACACCCAUGGCCAGUGUAUGCCAAAUUCACAUAUGAACGUCAUAUCAUUGUUAAAAAUUACUGUUUCACUAUCUUGUAAUAACCAGCCCAACCGCUACUUUGAGUCAGUCGAGGUUUCUUGUUGACUACCGUGGACAAAUUUGGUAUAUUAGAAACCCAGGUUUGUUCCAGAUAUGCUCAAAUUAAGUGUGUUUCACUGUUAUCAAAAUCGUGAAUGAGGAUUUUUCAUGAAAGGAAAUUAUUUCUGUGCUGAAUUUGAGAGUAAUGACAAAUAUUUAUUUUGUAAUAUUGGUUAUAUUGUGAAUUAAUACUUGUAAUUAUUGCCUCAAUCCUGUGAAUAUGGGAUUGUUUGGCAUACAACAUUUUGUAUACAUGAAAUACUUGUGGGUUCUUUUUUUCACAAUUUUAUGUUUACAAUCUAUUUUAUAGAUUUAAAUAUUUUUGUGGUUAGUUGAGGAAAUGAAGCUAGAUAUUAAUUUCUUGAUAUGAUGUCUAUUUAAGUUCUACAGUGACCACAACCAUUGUGUGCUCUAUCAUCAUAAGUCAAAUUAAUUGUUAUAUCUUAUACAUGUGUUUUAUUUUAUGUCUCCCUUCAAAUGAAAAGAGACAUAUUAUAUUGGUAGUGGUCCUUUGUCUAAUAUUUACUUGUCAGGGCCAUAACUUUUGAACCGUUGGAAGAUAUGUUUAUGAAACUUAGAUACUUGCAUCACUUAAAGCUGAUGUGCAGUGCUCUGUCGUUAGGUCACUGUGACCUUAUAACUUCAGUGUCAAAGGUCAAAUAAGUGCAAAUUUUACAAAAUUUCUUGUCUAGACCAUAACUUUUAAACCAAAAAAAAACAUGGUAACUUCGUCCAAAUCAUCAUUGGACAUUUCUUCCAAAUUAGGUAAAUGACUGGCAGCCAUCUUGGUUUAUACCUAUUUGUCUAUUGGAGUAAUAAUUUUUGCUGGAGAUUUCGAUCUGUUGGACAGAUAAGAUUUCGUCAGAAACACAAAGUCAAUUUGACCAGCAUAGCAUAAUGACUAUAAGUAAUGCAAAAUUGAAGUUAUGAUCAGGUACGAAAUUGAAGUUAUGAUCAGGUACGAAAUUGAAGUUAUGAUCAGGUACGAAAUUGAAAGGCUUACAUUUUUUUGAGAUCACUCAUUUGUGACAAUGCUAAGUACAUACUUUAGUUCAUUUAAAUCUCAGAUGAAAUAUUUAGAUAAUUUUGAAAAAAUGUUGUUAGUUACUGUUGUUGAAUUGUUUAAAAGUGCUAGUUUUAAUGUAUUACAUGACAAAGUCAAAAUUUUCUCAGUUUGACCGGAAAACUGUAACUUUAUAUUUAUAUAUAAAUAUUGCUCUGUGCUUAUCCGGCAAUAAGCCCAUGUCUGGCAGAAGGCCCAUGUGUGACAAUAAACCCAUGUUUGACAAUAAGCCUAUAUCUGGCAAUAAGCCAGUUCGGUUAUAAGCCCAUCACCAAUACUUUUAGUCAUACAAGUUUACAUGCUGGGACCCUGGGCUUUUUGUGGGAUAAAUAAGUAUACAUGUAGCAGUAUCUAUUUAUGACUUGUGAAGUUAAAAUUUAUUAACUUUUCUAACACUAUCAGUCUUUUUUAACAUGUUAUAUCAUCAGGUACAUUUUUAUGAUUUUAUCAUAUUCAUAACUUGUAAUUUCACUUCUGAAUGCAGAAUGUAACAUUAAUACGUGUAUAUAACUGGCUAUUGUUUUAUUUAUUUAUUAUUUAUAUUUGUUACAAUCAUAUUGAAGUUGACGUUUCAACAUUACAACAUUCCAGGUAUGUUAAAUUAGUUUAUAUUUUGUGUUAGUGUGGCUGUUUUUAGUUCGGAUGUGACAUGGAUCCUUGUUCAUUUAUCAAAGGUUUUGCUGUCAUAGAUACAUGUAUGCAUUAUUUAAAUUCUUUUAUCGCUUGAUAACUACCCUAAAAUCAGUGUCAUGACACCAUUACAUAGAUUCUGUUAUGUGUACACAAAUAAUUUCUAGCCAACCUGUGAUUGGCCGGUUUUCAUUGCUUCAUUUGUGAUGUCAUUGCUUCGUGAUGCUGUCUUGCAUUGCAACGUAUCAUGACGUCAUCAAAAAGGAAAUGGGAAGAAAAUAUUGCUAUUUUAAAUUACACAUUUGUCUGAUAAAAUACUUUUUUUACGAAUGCUUGCAAAAAUAGCUAAGUAUAUAUGAUAAAUAGAAUCUUACAUGAGUUUCUCACAUGAAUUUCAACUCUGAAUCUUAUAAAUUCAUUUCACAUCGCCACAGACUCCAUGAAAUGAAAAAUUUGAUUCCUUUCAGAGAUCUGGUAUAAGAUAUAAACUCAUAUACCGGGGGUAAUAGGGUCUUCUUAUUGAUUUUGUAGCUCCAUCGUAAGUGGUUGAACGAAAGUCCUCCGUGGAAUCAAUAUUUUGUGACAUUGUCUUCACAUGCAGUCAACAUCAGACAUUGGAAUUUGCUGGAAAUGACACUGCAGCACCAUGGCAACAUGAGCAAUUGGAAUGGCAUUUUGUUUUUUUUUCUGAAAAUAUUGUGCAAUAAUUAUAAAUAGUCUGUUGGUUCUAGAUUUCAUUGGGUCAUAUAUAUUAUUGAAUACUUUUUAGCAUUGGUGAAUAUGGAUGUCUAUUCCUAUUAGUAUACAUGUAUUAUCCUCACCUUGGUGACAGUUAAUAUUACAACCUUCAGGUUAAUGAAUAUCCAUACCCACCUCUGUAAGAGACACUGAUCCUAUGUCCAGCACUAAAACCACUGUAUCAGGGUGUUACAUAAGGCCAAGCAUUUACAACAUGUUCAGAUUUCAUGUCAGUGCUUAUAAAAACUGAAUAUUCUCACUACUUAUAAAAACACUGAUCUAAGGAUAUUUAAAUUUCUAUCAGCUGUCUUAAAUAGAUUUUCCUGUUAAUCAAUUUGACUCUCUGACAUGUGUAUUUAAAUUUCAAUAAUUAUGAAAAUGUGUCACAAUUCCUAGUUACACUGUAAUAGUAAUUGUCAUUAAUACUCAUAAGUAGUGGACUAGUUAUGUUUUGUCUGUGUGUGUACAUGCCAGAAACCAUAAGUAACAAGUAAACAUGAAUGCUUAACAGAAUACUCAUUUCUUCAGAUUUGUAUUUGGAAUAAGAUAAAUUAUAUCAAAAGUCAUAAAUGCUACAUCCCUACACCUAAUUUGAAUGCAUUGCAUGUGGGUUUGGAUUUUCUCUUUUCCAAAAAAAUCCAUCCUUUUAUCAAUGCAUUCAGUCUUUGUUACUGUCAAAACCUCAUAAAUCUGGACAAUUUCUGUGUACAGUGAAAUUCAUUAGUCUGAAUACUUUCUGUGUACAGUGAAAUUCAUUAGUCUGAAUACUUUCGGUGUACAUUGAAACCUCAUAAGUCUGGACACUUUCUGUGUACAGUGAAACCUCAUAAGUCUGGACACUUUCUGUAUACAGUGAAACCUCAUAAGUCUGGACACUUUCUGUGUACAGUGAAAUUCAUUAGUCUGAAUACUUUCGGUGUACAGUGAAACCUCAUAAGUCUGGACACUUUCUGUGUACAGUAGUCUGGGCUCUUUUGUUGUACAGUCAAUGAAACCUCAUAAGUCUGGACACUUUCUGUGUACAGUAGUCUGGGCUCUUUUGUUGUACAGUCAAUGAAACCUCACAAGUAUGGACACUUUCUGUGUACAUUGAAACCUCAUCAGCAAAUCUUCAUUUAGUCAUGUUAUUUUCUGUCUCAUCCCUGGAAAACGAGAUUUACUUUCUAGAUGUAAUAAUAAGCCAUAAAUGUUCUUCAAUGCAAGCUGUACAGCAACUGCAACUUUGAUAUUGGCAUUGGUUAUGAUGAACAACUUUUGCUGAAUCAUUUAUAAAGGCUUACAUGAAUCACAGGGUCCUGUUUGUAUAGCAGCUGUGUAAGCAGUAUUGUGCUUUCUAUAUAAAGUUCUUUUGGUUAAAAUUAAUUUGUUUGUGGACCUCUGAACAGCCAGGGUAAUUUAAGGUGUGUUCUCAUUGUAGUAGCUGGUGGAUACCAUGCUGAAAAUCAAGUAGGAAGCCCAACAAUUACUAUCGGGAGCAUUUAGAUAAGUGUUCUGACACAGACAUGUAGAUAGAGGACAUUCUGUGAUCUCCGGAGAGCUAACUGCCCCGGUUGGGAAUUGAACCACACAUAACAUCUCUUCACCUAAGGUGACAGUACCCAAAUUAGAUCCGUACCCAAAUCGGAUCACUUUUCACAAAAAGCAAUUUUAAAUAAACUCUUGUGUUUACAUGCAUGAAUAAAAAAUAUGUAGUCUCGGCAUGCUUAACGAUAUAAUGUUUUUGUCUGUAGAUGAACAGAUUUAACAAAUUGUUGAAUGUUGUUACGUUGUUAAAAAGUGGUGUGUGCGAGGCAUAUGAUUAUGUUUUCACCUGAAAGAAAAAAUCUUGACUAAACAAAUUCUUUUCUAAAUAUGAAUUCCAAAGAUAAUUCUUAAAUAAUGGCACACUUACAAAAAAAAAGUGCACAAUAUUGAAAAAUUCAGUUUGUGAUCCGUUUUGGGUACUGACAAACGAGAAAAACCAGAAUCACUAAUUGAUGACGUCGGAGCAUUAUAAAAAUAGUUCAUGUGAGCUUCGGUGACAAUUUGCUUUUUGAAACACCCUUCGGUAUUCUUCUGAUAUAAUCAUUUUUAACAGAUUAACAAAAUGCUUGUUUGGUGAUCCGACUGGGUACUGCUACCUUAGGGUGAUAUUAGUCUGAUGAUCCGACUGGGUACCGUCACCUUAGGGUGAUAUUAGUCUGAUGAUCCGACUGGGUACUGCUACCUUAGGGUGAUAUUAGUCUGAUGAUCCGACUGGGUACUGUCACCUUAGGGUGAUAUUAGUCUGAUGAUCCGACUGGGUACCGUCACCUUAGGGUGAUAUUAGUCUGAUGAUCCGACUGGGUACCGUCACCUUAGGGUGAUAUUAGUCUGAUGAUCCGACUGGGUACCGUCACCUUAGGGUGAUAUUAGUCUGAUGAUCCGACUGGGUACCGUCACCUUAGGGUGAUAUUAGUCUGAUGAUCCGACUGGGUACCGCCACCUUAGGGUGAUAUUAGUCUGAUGAUCCGACUGGGUACUGCUACCUUAGGGUGAUAUUAGUCUGAUGAUCCGACUGGGUACCGUCACCUUAGGGUGAUAUUAGUCUGAUGAUCCGACUGGGUACUGCUACCUUAGGGUGAUAUUAGUCUGAUGAUCCGACUGGGUACUGCUACCUUAGGGUGAUAUUAGUCUGAUGAUCCGACUGGGUACCGUCGCCUUAGGGUGAUAUUAGUCUGAUGAUCCGACUGGGUACUGCUACCUUAGGGUGAUAUUAGUCUGAUGAUCCGACUGGGUACCGUCACCUUAGGGUGAUAUUAGUCUGAUGAUCCGACUGGGUACCGCCACCUUAGGGUGAUAUUAGUCUGAUGAUCCGACUUGGUACCGUCACCUUGGGGCGAUAUUAGUCUGAUGAUCCGACUGGGUACCGUCACCUUAGGGUGAUAUUAGUCUGAUGAUCCGACUGGGUACCGUCACCUUAGGGUGAUAUUAGUCUGAUGAUACGACUGGGUACCGUCACCUUAGGGUGAUAUUAGUCUGAUGAUCCGACUGGGUACUGCUACCUUAGGGUGAUAUUAGUCUGAUGAUCCGACUGGGUACUGUCACCUUAGGGUGAUAUUAGUCUGAUGAUCCGACUGGGUACCGUCACCUUAGGGUGAUAUUAGUCUGAUGAUCUGACUGGGUACCGCCACCUUGGGGUGAUAUUAGUCUGAUGAUCCGACUUGGUACCGCCACCUUGGGGCGAUAUUAGUCUGAUGAUCCGACUGGGUACCGUCACCUUAGGGUGAUAUUAGUCUGAUGAUCCGACUGGGUACUGUCACCUUAGGGUGAUAUUAGUCUGAUGAUCCGACUGGGUACUGCUACCUUAGGGUGAUAUUAGUCUGAUGAUCCGACUGGGUACUGUCACCUUAGGGUGAUAUUAGUCUGAUGAUCCGACUGGGUACCGUCACCUUAGGGUGAUAUUAGUCUGAUGAUCCGACUGGGUACCGUCACCUUAGGGUGAUAUUAGUCUGAUGAUCCGACUGGGUACCGUCACCUUAGGGUGAUAUUAGUCUGAUGAUCCGACUGGGUACCGUCACCUUAGGGUGAUAUUAGUCUGAUGAUCCGACUGGGUACCGUCACCUUAGGGUGAUAUUAGUCUGAUGAUCCGACUGGGUACCGUCACCUUAGGGUGAUAUUAGUCUGAUGAUCCGACUGGGUACCGUCACCUUAGGGUGAUAUUAGUCUGAUGAUCCGACUGGGUACUGCUACCUUAGGGUGAUAUUAGUCUGAUGAUCCGACUGGGUACCGUCACCUUAGGGUGAUAUUAGUCUGAUGAUCCGACUGGGUACCGUCACCUUAGGGUGAUAUUAGUCUGAUGAUCCGACUGGGUACCGUCACCUUAGGGUGAUAUUAGUCUGAUGAUCCGACUGGGUACCGCCACCUUAGGGUGAUAUUAGUCUGAUGAUCCGACUGGGUACCGUCGCCUUAGGGUGAUAUUAGUCUGAUGAUCCGACUGGGUACCGUUGCCUUAGGGUGAUAUUAGUCUGAUGAUCCGACUGGGUACCGUCGCCUCAGGGUGAUAUUAGUCUGAUGAUCCAACUGGGUACCGUCACCUUAGGGUGAUAUUAGUCUGAUGAUCCGACUGGGUACCAUCACCUUAAGGUGAUAUUAGUCUGAUGAUCCGACUGGGUACUGCUACCUUAGGGUGAUAUUAGUCUGAUGAUCCGACUGGGUACCGUCACCUUAGGGUGAUAUUAGUCUGAUGAUCCGACUGGGUACCGUCACCUUAGGGUGAUAUUAGUCUGAUGAUCCGACUGGGUACUGUCACCUUAGGGUGAUAUUAGUCUGAUGAUCCGACUGGGUACCGUCGCCUUAGGGUGAUAUUAGUCUGAUGAUCCGACUGGGUACCGUCGCCUUAGGGUGAUAUUAGUCUGAUGAUCCGACUGGGUACCAUUGCCUCAGGGUGAUAUUAGUCUGAUGAUCCGACUGGGUACCGUCGCCUUAGGGUGAUAUUAGUCUGAUGAUCCGACUGGCUACUGUCACCUUAGGGUGAUAUUAGUCUGAUGAUCCGACUGGGUACCGCUACCUUAGGGUGAUAUCAGUCUGAUGAUCCGACUGGGUACCGUCACCUUAGGGUGAUAUUAGUCUGAUGAUCCGACUGGGUACCGUCACCUUAGGGUGAUAUUAGUCUGAUGAUCCGACUGGGUACUGUCACCUUAGGGUGAUAUUAGUCUGAUGAUCCGACUGGGUACUGCUACCUUAGGGUGAUAUUAGUCUGAUGAUCCGACUGGGUACCGUCACCUUAGGGUGAUAUUAGUCUGAUGAUCCGACUGGGUACCGUCACCUUAGGGUGAUAUUAGUCUGAUGAUCCGACUGGGUACCGUCACCUUAGGGUGAUAUUAGUCUGAUGAUCCGACUGGGUACCGCCACCUUAGGGUGAUAUUAGUCUGAUGAUCCGACUGGGUACCGUCGCCUUAGGGUGAUAUUAGUCUGAUGAUCCGACUGGGUACCGUUGCCUUAGGGUGAUAUUAGUCUGAUGAUCCGACUGGGUACCGUCGCCUCAGGGUGAUAUUAGUCUGAUGAUCCGACUGGGUACCGUCACCUUAGGGUGAUAUUAGUCUGAUGAUCCGACUGGGUACCAUCACCUUAAGGUGAUAUUAGUCUGAUGAUCCUACUGGGUACUGCUACCUUAGGGUGAUAUUAGUCUGAUGAUCCGACUGGGUACCGUCACCUUAGGGUGAUAUUAGUCUGAUGAUCCGACUGGGUACCGUCACCUUAGGGUGAUAUUAGUCUGAUGAUCCGACUGGGUACUGUCACCUUAGGGUGAUAUUAGUCUGAUGAUCCGACUGGGUACCGUCGCCUUAGGGUGAUAUUAGUCUGAUGAUCCGACUGGGUACCGUCGCCUUAGGGUGAUAUUAGUCUGAUGAUCCGACUGGGUACCGUCGCCUCAGGGUGAUAUUAGUCUGAUGAUCCGACUGGGUACCGUCGCCUUAGGGUGAUAUUAGUCUGAUGAUCCGACUGGCUACCGUCACCUUAGGGUGAUAUUAGUCUGAUGAUCCGACUGGGUACCGCUACCUUAGGGUGAUAUUAGUCUGAUGAUCCGACUGGGUACCGCUACCUUAGGGUGAUAUUAGUCUGAUGAUCCGACUGGGUACUGUCACCUUAGGGUGAUAUUAGUCCGAUGAUCCGACUGGGUACCGUCACCUUAGGGUGAUAUUAGUCUGAUGAUCCGACUGGGUACCGUCACCUUAGGGUGAUAUUAGUCUGAUGAUCCGACUGGGCACUGUCACCUUAGGGUGAUAUUAGUCUGAUGAUCUGACUGGGUACUGCUACCUUAGGGUGAUAUUAGUCUGAUGAUCCGACUGGGUACUGCUACCUUAGGGUGAUAUUAGUCUGAUGAUCCGACUGGGUACCGUCACCUUAGGGUGAUAUUAGUCUGAUGAUCCGACUGGGUACUGCUACCUUAGGGUGAUAUUAGUCUGAUGAUCCGACUGGGUACUGCUACCUUAGGGUGAUAUUUGUCUGAUGAUCCAACUGAGUACUGUCACCUUAGGGUGAUAUUAGUCUGAUGAUCCGACUGGGUACCGUCACCUUAGGGUGAUAUUAGUCUGAUGAUCCGACUGGGUACCGUCACCUUAGGGUGAUAUCAGUCUGAUGAUCAGUCUGGGUACCGUCACCUUGGGAUGAUAUUAGUCUGAUGAUCCGACUGGGUACCGUCACCUUAGGGUGAUAUUAGUCUGAUGAUCCGACUGGGUACUGUCACCUUAGGGUGAUAUUAGUCUGAUGAUCCGACUGGGUACCGUCACCUUAGGGUGAUAUUAGUCUGAUGAUCCGACUGGGUACUGUCACCUUAGGGUGAUAUUAGUCUGAUGAUCCGACUGGGUACUGUCACCUUAGGGUGAUAUUAGUCUGAUGAUAUGCCAUGGCUGCUAUCAGUCUAAAAACAAUCUAUUAAAUUAAAUUUUCAUUUACAUUACAAGAACAUUUUCAAAUAACUGUUUCUUCUAAUAUCGGGUCAACAUUUAUUUCGUUAUAAUUAAUUAUAUAAGUGUGUAUUUUUGUUGAUUAAAAAACUGACAUGGAUCCUUAUCCAAUGUUACAAACAGUGGUGUGAUACCUUCUGUUGGUGAUGACUAAAGUGUGGAUGUGUGUACAAGGUGUUGUAGAAAAUAAAACAUUUUGUUUUUUUAAA
This is a messenger RNA of Pecten maximus, 11235 nucleotides long. RefSeq names its product homeobox protein cut-like 1. Bases 507 to 1724 code for a protein of 405 amino acids. Gene Ontology annotation, molecular function: DNA binding. The transcript has 4 exons. The record is from RefSeq and is a predicted model, not a curated record. Lineage: Eukaryota; Metazoa; Mollusca; Bivalvia; Pectinida; Pectinidae.